Molecule: messenger RNA, 4975 nt
Organism: Podarcis muralis (Common wall lizard)
Lineage: Eukaryota; Metazoa; Chordata; Lepidosauria; Squamata; Lacertidae
Gene: GOLGA2
Product: golgin A2
Biological process (GO): Golgi organization
Cellular component (GO): cis-Golgi network; Golgi cis cisterna; Golgi cisterna membrane
Molecular function (GO): protein binding
Source: RefSeq, a predicted model, not a curated record
UACGGCGUUCCCUCCCUCCUUCCGUCCUCGCGCGACUGAGACGGCAGGGCACGGGCGGGGCCUUCCCUCCCUGUGUCUCUCGCUCUCGUCCCUCUUUCUCCACCCACCUUCGUACCACACCGGGCUGACGUGGCCCGGGCCCGGUUCAGACAUGGCGGACGGCAGCAGGCAGAGCAAGCUGGCGUCGGCCAAGAAGAAGCUGAAGGAAUAUCAACAGAAGAAUAGCCCUGGGUCAGCAGCUGGAGCAAAGAAGAAACGUAAAGGCAAAGAAGGAAGUAGACCAGAGACACCAACUAAUGAUGGCAGAGAGUCUCCUGAAAACAUUCAGAACAUUCUGAAGGUGUUGGUGUCAGACCUUAACCGCUCCAAUGGGGUAGCCAUACCUUCAUUGGACAAGAGGAAGGCAUACUGUGAUGGUGAUGUUUCCGCUCACAAUGCUGAACAACUCGCUGCUGGUGUCCACAUGCUGUCUAACAGCAACAGUUUGCCUAGCUCUGCCGCUCCAAGUCCUGGUAGCAUGCAGCUGUUGCAGAUCUGUGACACUGAUCAUAAAAAUGCCUUGGAAGAAAAUAGGUCCCUCUCAUUGGCAGAUAGUCUCCGCCAGCUGUCUGAACAGCUUAAUGGCAUGGUCAAUCAGCCCACGGCCUAUGUGAAUGGGGAAAACGCCACAUCUUCAACAGAUAUGAAAGAGAUGGCAACACGUUACCAGGAGCUGGCAGUAGCCCUAGACUCCAGCAAUCUAACAAACAAACAACUCAGUACAAAGAUAGAGGAAUUGAAGCAGCAGAACCAAGAGAUUAUGAACCAGCUGGAGAAGGAAAAGAAGGGGUUUGAGCAGAAAUUUUCAAAGGAACAAGCAGCAUUGCGAGAACAGUUACAGGUCCACAUUCAGACGAUAGGAAUCCUGGUUUCUGAGAAAUCUGAGCUGCAGACAGCCCUUGCACAUACGCAGCAGGCCGCUCGUCAGAAAUCAGGAGAAGCAGAGGACCUUGCUGCACGGGUUCAGUCUUCUCGUCAGAGGAUAUCUGAGCUGGAGCACACCCUUUCCUCCCUGUCUACGCAGCAGAAGCAGACAGACAAACAUAAUAAAGAGCUGGCAAAGGAACGAGAUGCCCUGAAACUGGAAGUCUACAAGCAAAGUAAAAACAGUGAAGAAUUCAAGCAGCAAAACUCUGAACUGUCUGAGAAGCUGCGCACCUUGAUCUCUGAAAACUCAGCGAUGAAGCUGGACGUGGAGGAUUUGCACAAGAAACUGGAGAUGGCGGAACUGAUGAUUCAGCAGUUUGCAAACCAGCCAGGAAUCCCAGAUGCCACUCAACAGCUGCAAAUGGCACUGGAAGAAAGAGCAAACCUAGAAACACAAAUUGCCCAGAUGUCUGAGUCGAUCCAGCAACUGCAGACUGAACGGGAUCAGUAUGUGCACAAGCUGAAAGAGGAAGGGGGAAUCUGGCAGCAACGAGUACAGUUGCUUUCUGACCAGGUCCAGGCUCUGACAGAAGAAAAGGACCUGAGUACAACUCGAAUUCAGGAGCUGGAAGCCAAUCUGUCGGAGUUGAUCAGCAGUCAGUCCGUAGUGAAGCCCCUGGAAAGUGAUCCCGCCCCCCAUUCAGGGCCCACAGAAGCUGAGCUGCGCUUGCAAGAAGAGCUCACUCGGUUGCAGGAGGAGAAGGAGGAACUUCGUGGGCAGUGCCAAGCCCAGAUGCGGGACAAUGAGCAGCUGAGCCGCCUCAAUCAGGAGAAGGAGGAGCAGCUGCAGGAGUUGGAAAAGACAGUGCAGCGCUACAGCGAGGAGGCUGUGGACAGGCAGCAGAUCCUGGAGAACAUGCAGAGUGACAAGGCAACCAUCAGCCGAGCCAUGACUCAGAACCGGGAGCUCAAGGAGCAGCUGGCAGAGCUGCAGAAUGGCUUUGUCAAACUGACCAAUGAAAACAUGGAGGUGACGAGUGCCUUGCAGUCAGAGCAGCACGUGAAGAAGGAGUUGGCCAAGAAGAUUGGAGAGCUGCAAGAGAAGCUGGCAGAGCUCAAGGAGAUGGAGGCUCAGAAAACACAAGAGGCUCAGGCCCUUCAGGAGCAGCGGGAUCAGUAUUAUGCCCACCUCCAGCAGUACACUGCAGCAUACCAGCAGCUAGCCACAGAGAAAGAGGAGUUGCACAAGCAAUACCUUCUUCAGAUGCAGCUCAUGGAUCGGCUGCAGCAUGAAGAGGUCCAGGGCAAGGUGACUGUGGAGAUGCAUUUCAAGGAGCUGCAGGAAGCCAAGGAAAGCCUGGAGAUGAUUUCCAAAGAAAACAAGGAGCUGCAGGCUCAGGUCAGCCAGCUCAUGGCAGAACUAGAUGCAAGGAUGCUUCCCAGGGCACAAGGGGAUGGAGUGGAAACCGAAGAGACUGUAGAAGAGCUGAAGACUCCUGCCCUUACCAUCCCAGAUAAUUUUGAAAGUAGAGAGGAAAUGGUGGCUUUCUUGACAUCUGUUAUGUCCCAAGCGGAAACUGAGCGAGAGGAGAUGAGGCAGCAACUGUCUGAGGAGAGGAGGCAAUGCAGAGGCCUCCUGAAGCAGAUUGCCAUACUGAGGAAGGAGCAGCAGCUGCAUGUUGCAUCUGGGGGAGAUUCUGCUGCAGAUUCUGUUCCAGGUGAGGUUCACGAAGCCUUAAAAAGUGCCAUGGAGAAGCUGCAGUCUCGAUUCACAGACCUGAUGCAUGAGAGGGCAGAGCUGAAGGACCGGGUGGAAGAGCUGGAACAUCGUUGUAUACAGUUGUCUGGAGAAACGGACACUAUAGGUGAGUACAUUGCCUUGUACCAGAGUCAGAGGGCUAUUCUAAAGCAGCGCCACCAGGAGAAAGAGGAGUACAUCAGCCGACUGGCCCAGGACAAGGAGGAAAUGAAGAUGAAGUUACUGGAGCUCCAGGAGUUGGUGAUGCGCUUGGUUGGGGAGAAGAACGAAUGGUAUAUAAAAUACAUGGAGAUGGCUCAAAAUGUGGAUCCCCAGUCUGACCCCAAGAGUGAAGCUGCUCUUACAGCAGCGAGGCACGUUGAGCUGAAUGCUACCGAUGGUGAAGGGCUGCGAGAAGUGAGUUUGGCAGAUGAGCCAGAACUGGAAUCCACCGCUUCACAAUCCCACCCAUCACACACUGACAACAAAGCUCCCCAGCCUGCUUCACAAGACCCCACCGCCAAGCAGAUCAUGCAUCUUCUACGUGAAAUUCAAAACCCCCGGGACAGGCUGGGCUCCCUCUUGCAGAACCCCUGCAUUCCCUUCUUCUAUCGAGCUGAUGAGAAUGACGAAGUCAAGAUCAUGGUGGUGUAACUUGGCAUGGAAUCUCCAAGGACGUAAAGUGCCCUGUGUUUUCUGUCCUGUAAUCUUCGGUUGCAGCAAGUGUCACACAUGGUGGUUGAGCUCAGUGGAAUUUGAGUGCCAGGCAUCCUGAGCUAGUCUUCCCCUUUUGCUCUUCCUGAGCAGAUAAUGUAGGGCUGUCAUGUGAAGUUCAGGAGAAGACUUUGGUUCUCCUGGCUUCUGCUUCAGGCAGCCAGUCAGUUUCCUCAGUCAGUGACUUUUGUUCCAUUUGUCAUUGUAGCCAUCAGCUCAGCACCUUUCUGUUAAUUUAUUCCAGGUUUAGAUGGUUUGGAUCCUCUUUGUCCCUUACCAUAGAUCUCUGUCUUUUUGCUUUAUUGCACAGUUGGCCUCCUGCCCAAAUUUAGCAGCCAUCUUAAUCUCUAGCCCUCCUUAAAACAGAGAGCUCUGCAAAACAUUUUCCUUUUUGUCUAAUGACUUGGGACAGGCAGUUCAGGGGGAGAAUCUGUCUCCUGUUAUCCUUUUGGGGUUGGCUUCUGGCUUUUUGGUGCAGAUGAUCUGAGGAUGGGAUGGAAAUGUGGCUGCGCUUUUGAAGGUGACAUAGUUUGCUGUCUCUGUUGGAUGGUUUUAAUUUUUUAAGAUGGGGAAACUUUUCUCCCCUCUUCUUUUUUAAAGGAAAUCACUGAAAAAGCAUACUUUUAUAUUGAUCUCUGGAAUUUCAACUAUCUUUAAUUGGACCUCCGUUCUUCCUGGUUGGGCAGUGGAUUAUUUUAACAGUGAGCAGGGUUGUUUGAAAUAUUUUUUUUAUCUCCUGUGGUUCUAAUACAGAACCAGGCCAGAGAUUUCUAUGCAGGAGGGUGUGUAUCAUAUGUUGAGUUAAAAAGGCAUUCAGAGCAGGUGCAUGAGGGAGGGACAAAGAUUUGCCCCAUGUCUAGCUUGAAUUCUACUUAGGAGGCCAUCUGUGCGAGAUAACUUUGUACAUUUGCAUACAGGCAGCAGAUGUAGCUAGCUGGUGACAUAGCUGCUUGUUUGUGACCAGGGUCCCUCCUGGAGGUGAAAAGUGCUAGCAAAGUGGAUGGGUAUUGCUGCUGCAUUGCACCUCCUUGUAAGUCGUUUUGCCAGUCGCUUACAUAAUAGAUUGUUGUAUCUUCAUCAGAGCCUUUCUUUCCAGUAGAACCUGCUAGAAAAAAGUCCAUCCAAAGGAAAAGCACACAGGGAAGCUUCUUAAAAUGUAAGCUUCAUCCUUCGCCAGUUUUUCAGGAGAGCACGAUUGUAGACUUAAAUCACUGCACUCUUCCAGGAGAUUGGCACAGCUGUGAUGUCAGUGUUACUCCCUCAGUGCAUUGUGUUGGCACUACAAAGUGGGCUUGCGAGCUCCUGUUUGCACGAAUGUACAUAGUGUAUCUGUGUAACAUUUUGUAUAUACCUUGAAUAAAGAGGAGAAAAGUCUUUGGGCAGAAUUUCGGGCUGCCAGAAGUCAUCUUGUAAUCUUGUAUUUAAAAAAAAAAUCAAAUUCAGUGGCGGGAGCCAGGAAUGUGAUUUAAUAUGGCACAUUGUGAAAUAUUUAUUGGGUGUCUGGUUUCUGGGAAUGUGAAAGGAAAACCUUUAUUAGAGAGAACUUGCAUUCUAUUGCAAAGAUAAUUUAAUCCUGUUACAAAUUUGUUCUUUCUGAAUAAACCUGUUCCACCUAUA